Messenger RNA from Colletotrichum navitas, 352 nucleotides. RefSeq lists its product as uncharacterized. The transcript has a single exon. NCBI's taxonomy places the organism in Eukaryota, Fungi, Ascomycota, Sordariomycetes, Glomerellales, Glomerellaceae. Bases 10 to 249 code for a protein of 79 amino acids. The record is from RefSeq and is a predicted model, not a curated record.
ACUUGCAAAAUGUUGUCAAUUGCCAGAACUUCAAGGACUUCAAAGCGGUUAUUCGUCGCACACCAUCCGACAAAACCAUCAAGGCAGAGAUCUAUGCGAUUAAUGCACUCCAUAACCCUGCGUCGGCCACCCUUGCCACAUUGGGGCCCCAGAGCUUGGAAGCAUUCAAGUACAUCCAAUCGUUCCAGAGCGAUGAGAGCACACGCUCUGUCAAUUUGCAUGACACGUUCCCGAUUCUCGGUCAACUGAAUCAGCUAGACCAAAGCGAGUGUCCGCAGCCAAUCCAGGAUCAAUUUGCGAAGCUUGAUGGAGCCAAAAAGGUCAUCAUCGACAAGCUCAAGAACCUGCCUGC